Molecule: messenger RNA, 2145 nt
Organism: Bacidia gigantensis
Lineage: Eukaryota; Fungi; Ascomycota; Lecanoromycetes; Lecanorales; Ramalinaceae
Exons: 2
Coding region: 1-2145 (714 amino acids)
Molecular function (GO): ATP binding; ATP hydrolysis activity
Source: RefSeq, a predicted model, not a curated record
AUGAUGGCUUCCAGCAAUUUCGACGACAUCCCGAUAUCACGUCGAUCGCACAGGGGAUCCAAAGGCCAAAUCUACACUGGUCCUGCUGAAGAUGAAUCUCAGGAUGGCAACAAUUCUUUGUUUGUCCCUGAAAGCGAGGCUCGCAACCAAAGCGUAGGAGCCGUCUCCCCAUACGUGAAGGAUCUGGAAAGUGCUAUCACAGCUUUGGGAGGCCAACAAGUGCUUCAAAGAAUCCGGCUAUCCCAUUCGCGGCGAUCUCGAAGCAAUAUCGAUCUGGACGAAAGUCCUCGCUCCGAACGAUUACCAGCCAAUGACGAAUCGCGCCUUCGAGCCGAUACUUUUAUGCCCAAAGAAGAGCCUAAUAGUGGCUGGAAACUGGAGAUUAAACGCUGGAAACGUGUUAAUAAUCGUUAUGGGUCGUCGGAUCUGUACGACGAGAGCGAGAAGAUCGAGGAUAUCCGUAAAAGGGAGCAGGAAAUCAGGAGCGGCGGCUAUCCCAUACUGAUAUAUGACGAAUUCGAUACAGAUGGCAACAAAAUGCAUAUCUUGCUUGAGGUUGAGUCUUCUGCUCUCCUAGACCUUCUGCGACGAGUAAUUACAUUUCACCCUGGGGACGAAUUUGAUGUGCUACGUGGAAAGGAUCAGAACGACGGCGAGGGCGUGGCCUUCUCAGAUCCAUUCAUGAUCUUUUGGGACCAUACAUCACAACUGAAAGCAAGCCUUCAAGGAGACUUUCCUGAAGACGCUAAGCAGCACGUAGGAUUAUUAUUGGGGUUUUUGAAGAAAGAGUAUCCCGUAACCAGCGCUAAGCUAGCCGAAAUCCAGGAAGGUAGAUGCAAAAAGAUCUCCUAUGAGAAACUUUGGUUACUGUAUAGCCCAAACACGGCGGUGUAUGCACGCAAAGGUUCCGAUAUUCGCCAGAUGGUAGUAUAUGCUCGUGUACGAAACCCGAAUAAGACGCUCAAAUUGACCUGUUGGGAGACGAAAUGUGAAAAGUUAGUGAACCUUCCUUGUGGGGGAAAUGCUCCGAAGAAUCCGCUGACUUCGUCACUUGCUCAGGGGGUGUUCAAAAGGGGCUUCUCGGAGCUUGACAUAGAGCCGUACGCUGGCGAGAAGAGCAUCAGUAAUCUUGAACUUGUCCCUGUGCAAUAUAUGGACAAGAAAGAUGAGCUACACAUGAAGCUUGUCGAGCGGGGAAAGCGAUAUUUCGAAAUGAAUAAGGCACCUUUGCUACAAAGCUACUUUGGAGACAAGUUUCCGCGGAUCUACAAGGACGUUACCUUAGUGAAAGUGGACGAUUUGCAACCAGUCCAAUUUAGAGAGAGAGCUUUCAAACGAUUGGUGAUACGAGAUGACCAUAAAAACCUAAUCAAGGCAAUGGUUCAAGCAUACAAGGAAGAAUCCCCUGGCUUCGCUGACGUGGUCGCUGGCAAGGGCAGGGGCCUCUUCAUACUACUACACGGCCCCCCUGGCGUUGGUAAGACUUUGACCGCUGAGUGUGUAGCGGAAAAGCAACAAUUACCGUUAUACACUAUAAGCUGCGGAGAUCUGGGUACCGAGCCAGAGGUCCUGGAGGAACGAUUAAAAAAAAUCUUCGAGUAUUGCUGUAAAUGGAAGGCGGUCCUGCUGCUAGAUGAAGCCGAUAUAUUUCUGCAAGAGAGAGAUAUCCAAGAUGUCAAGAGGAACGCUCUAGUGUCAAUAUUUCUGCGUGAACUUGACUACUUCGAAGGAAUUCUCUUUCUUACGACGAAUCGUCCAGGGGACAUUGACGAAGCCUUCGUGUCUCGGAUUCAUGUCACAUUGGGCUUGAGUUCGCUCAAUAAAGCGGAGCAACGUAAGGUAUGGACGAUAUUCUUCAAGGACCUUGAGCUUGAAGAGUCUGGAAAAGUAGCCCUACUCAGAUAUGUCGACGAAAAGUUUACCAAGGACAACCUCAAUGGGCGGCAGAUAAGGAAUACUGUUCGCACUGCGUUGGCGCUUGCAAAUGCGGCUCACCAUCAUCUUAAGGCAGAACAUCUGGAGUCAGUGGUGCAAAUCGGAAGGGAGUACUCAGGCUAUCUGGCAAAUUUGAAUCACAUGAACGCCGAAGAGUACGCUGUUGCGCUUGGUCGGAGAGCUCCCGAGCGUCGGGAUGCUGCCCGUUGA